AACAACUCAUUUUAACAAGCAGUAGACUUACAUUCACUGAUUAUCUUUGUAGCACAUUCAUCAAACAGGUUUGUUCUUGAUUACACUAGGAGAAAUUAACAAAAAAGGAGGCCGAAUUGAUGCGAACAUGCAAAGUGCUUUUACCAAAAAAUCAUUUACGAACUAACGAACAUUUCAUAAAGCCAGAUAUAAUGUUGUCUAAGCUUUGCCAUAACCCUUCUUCAUAUACAGUAUGCCCUAGAUUGAUACUAAUCAUAUAUUUAGGUGAUCAUUUAUUAAUGAUUUACACAAAUAUAUGGCUGUGAAUGAAAGAAACCGAUACAUCUAGAUGCCUUAUGGGAAUCCAUUCUAAUCAGAAGACCAUUAAGAAGAAAACUAAACAAUUUGAAACUAGAUUACAGUAAUGAAGCUUUAUACGCUAUCACAUUAAUUAAGUUCACAGUUGUGAUACAGAUACUCCUACCAACUACUCAAUAAAUGGGGGAAAAUAGUACAAACACAUCACAGUGCAAAAUGGUUGUGACAUUACAUUGUUCAGAAGUACAAGCACAUGAAUAAGAUCUGAUUUUAAAACCUUCUAUACCAUCUGUUCAGCUAAUAAUAAAACAAUCUCUGCAUAUUCUGGAAUUUUAGCAUACAUAUCUAUCUAUUUAAAUGGUGCUGGCUUCAGAUGCUUAUGGAAACUCUCAGAAAAACUUUCGGAGUGCAAGAGAAGCGUCCUCUAAUAAAUUUCAGGUACAGAGUGGCAAGAACAUGGUUAAAACAAACAAAAGCGCGCGUCCUAACAUGAAACACCACAAAGAAGCUGGCCUAGAAAGCACUUCUCUAGAUAUUGUUCCUUUUGGAAGGGCCACGCGGUCGGGGAAUACCAUCGACAUCUCAACGGCACUCGCCCUUGCACUUACUAAGGGCAGGGAGUUUCAAAGAAUAGAAAACCUCGGCGACUACAAAUUCGGGAGCGAACUUAUUAUGCACCGUGGUGCUAUACAUUUCAGAGAAACAAACAACCAAUAUAUGUCUGAUAGAGCGAGGUACCCUAUGAAUCAGUAUCACUUUUCACCCCAUAUGCAGGUCGAUGAAAUUUAUAAAGGGGUUCAGAAGUUGAAUGAAAUCAUUAAAGCCUUUUCUGGAGUGAAUUUUAGCAGAAGCACUAUUGAGAUCGGGAGGGAACUAUUGAGAGGGGCGAUUGACCUGGAGGAGUCACUAAGAAUGCUCGCAAUGCUCCAAGAAAAUUCGGAUAACAUCAAAGGGUCUAGAGGCGGUCGGGUUAUGUUAUUGAAGGACAAAGAAGAAGAUGAAUCCUCAUCUAAUAGAGUAAAACAGAAGAAGUUGAUUCAGAGGACUGGGUUUUCAAUUGAUGAAAUUAAAGAAGAAAAUCUAUCCGGCUCAUAUACUAGAAGGACGAAGGUUACACUGACAAAUUCUACUAAGAGUUCAUCAAGUCUUCCCAAUCAGUUUACUUCACAUAGGGGGUCAUUAAGUUGUGGCCAAGAUGCUAAGUUGGAUUCCCAAGUUUCAGUUGUUGCAAGAAAAACUAACAGGAGUGGAGAAAUUGGACAAAUCCCCAAGAGUAAUAGUGAUUCCAGUGCUUCAGGAAAUGUCAAGAAGUUGGAUCCUAAAGGAGGUAAUGUAAAUGGAAAGGUGAGGAUACCAAAUGUGGUAGCAAAACUGAUGGGGUUAGAAGAAUUUCCCACACCUAAGGCGGAGGUGGAGAUCAAGAAAGAAGCUAAGUUUAUGAAAGAAACAGAGGUGAGCAGGACACUAAGAAGAGACACAACAGUUAAUGAAAUGGGAGAUAAAUAUGCAACCUUACGACCAAAUUUAGCAAAAAUCAGAGAAAAUGAGAAUCCACAGGCAAAAGAGGUUAGAGAGUCUAAACCUGGACAAAACCUAGAAGCCACAAAAAGUAAGCAAAUGACUAGCUUAGCAAGUUCAGGAUAUGAAAGUAUGAACCAACCACCAAAAUAUUUGCCAAGUUACCAUUUUACAGACAUUAACAGUAUGAAUUACAGUAAUACAACACACACUAAGAAAGAAGCGGCACAGAUGUGGGGGUUCACUGGAAGGGGACAGAUAACCCAAGAAAAAGCCAAACAACCAAUUCAAGAAAAUAAGUUGGCUAGUACUUCUAAAAAAUAUCUCAAGUACCAGGAGAAUGCAGUUAGAAAAAAGGAUUUGGUCCAAGAAGAUCAGACAGCACAAAAUGUAUCGCCUAUCACAUACAGUCACUCAAGGAAUGUAAAACAUAAUACAUUGGAAAGGAAAUCCACAGUGCAUGAAUUGAAGAUUAACCAUGCAGCACAAAAAGGUACAACAGAAAAAGAGCAGAAUGCGAGAAGUAAAUCACAGUUAUCAGAAAACCCCAGUGCUGUGAAGCCAAGGAGCAGAGAGAAGUCUGCGAAUGAAAUAAGCAAACAAAAGAUGUUAUCUUCUGGUAGGAUGAUUGUAGCAAGCGAAAAAAGCACAGGAAAGCAUACUGAUCAGUUGAAAAAGAAGCCAACAUACAGAGAUCCCGAAAAGCAAAUUACAAGGAGUAGAAGUGCUACUUACCAUGAACCAUAUAGCCAAAGAGCAAGUGAGGAGUCCAGAGACAAAAAGAAAUUAAGUGUGGAUCCAAGUAAUGAUGAACAAAAGGCAGUGAUUCCCACUCCGGUGGAACAUAUGAAUAAGCCUGUGGAUAUACCAGCUGAAGAGAAGGUAGAAACUAUAGAAAACAAAGGAAAUUCAACUGAAAACAUGAAAGUAUUAGAGAAUAGUGAACCACCAACAGAAAAUGAUCAGCAAACAAUGCUGCAAAUUUCACCUCUAAAUGAAAUAGAGUCUAGAUGGAAGGAAGGAACCAGCACAGAAGGAGAAUCUAACCUUAGAGUAAUGGCUUUGGAGCAAACUAUGCCAACAGUAAAUGAAAUUGCCUCUGUUUCCAGUGCUAUGUUCACAGAUGAUAUUGAAGAUACAGAGGUAGUGGACCGGGAAUUCAUUGCUGAAAUGAAUCAUGACAAUACGGUUGUCAGAACUCCUAAUACUCAACAGACACCACAAGUUUCUGCUGGUAAAGAAGAAGAACAACUACAAUUGCCCAACUUGACAGAUGAAAAGAAAGAAGGGUCAAGUGACAGCAGACAAUUCAGCAACUUCAACUCAUUGAAGUCACCAAGUCAGGUUAAAGAUGAAGUAAGCGGAGAACUUUCACUUACAGAUGAGCAACGUCUCCUCAAAGAAUCACUGAUUAGGGAUCAACAUUUCCUUAAUACAGCUCAGGCACUUUUCAAGCUCAAUAUUCCUGUAAGCGUUCUCCAAGCUAGCGCAAAGGCAAGCCAAGACAAGGACAGUAAGCUUCUUUUAGACUGUGCAUAUGAAUUACUAAGAAGAAAAGGUAAGAGAGAAGAGGCCAUAUUUAUCACAAAAAUAUUUGAAAAGCCAACUAAAGAGAGAUGCUUGGAUUCUUUGAUCAAAGAACUCGAUGAUGAUCUAGAAAGCCUGAACUUCUCCAUGAAAAGGCCAGAAAUUAAUUGCGACACAGCCGCAUGCCUACAAAAAUUGCUCGAGAAAGAUAUCCAAUGCAGAAAUCCAGAUAUCAACUGUAUGUGGGAUAUUGGCUGGAACAGCAUUACACUUGCAUCAGUUGAAAAGGACGAAGUCAUCAGGGAUUUGGAGAAGCAUAUACUAAAUGGACUCGUUUCUGAAUUAGCAAGAGACUUGAUAGAGGUAUAGCCACACACUGUUGGAGCUGCUAGGGCCAUACUGUACUCAGGCCCCAUUUCGUAGUUUUGUAUAACCCUAAUCCCAAUAAUGAAAUAAGUCAAAUUGUAAGCUAGCAUGUAUGGCCAACUUUAUAAAGCACUCCAAAAGCAAGUCAAGGUCCAAAACACAAGAAAUUAGAAGAAAGGGCUCCGUCACAUUAGCAACCAUAUUCUGGAAACAGAACUUGUACCAGCAUUUCUUGAAGACGAAAAACAACAUUAUGCACAAAAA
This is a messenger RNA of Ananas comosus (pineapple), 3972 nucleotides long. RefSeq lists its product as uncharacterized. NCBI's taxonomy places the organism in Eukaryota, Viridiplantae, Streptophyta, Magnoliopsida, Poales, Bromeliaceae. The coding region runs from base 655 to 3711 and encodes 1018 amino acids. The record is from RefSeq and is a predicted model, not a curated record. The transcript has 4 exons.